This is a messenger RNA of Meloidogyne enterolobii, 291 nucleotides long. The record is from the annotation of a GenBank genome assembly. Lineage: Eukaryota; Metazoa; Nematoda; Chromadorea; Rhabditida; Meloidogynidae.
AUGGAGGAAGUAAAUUAUAGAAAAAUACAUUUAGCCCGUCCAACCACUCCUUUACCUUCAAAUAAAAUUUUAUAUGCUUCUGGGUAUGGUUAUGAUCCAGAAAGGAAAAUAUUAAUUGAUAUGGAUGAAUUGAAGACUGUUGAAGUUAAUGUACUGGCAAAAUGUCCAAAAUAUUUAGAAAGGGAGGAUGACGCCAUUUGUGCUGAUGAAGUUGUUUUGGACCAAAAUGUUUGUGAGGCAAGUUUAUACAUAACUUGGAGGGAGGGAGGAGGAGGGGGAGAGGAUGCCUAA